Messenger RNA from Acytostelium subglobosum LB1, 405 nucleotides. RefSeq lists its product as hypothetical. Gene Ontology annotation, biological process: DNA-templated transcription. The transcript has 3 exons. NCBI's taxonomy places the organism in Eukaryota, Evosea, Eumycetozoa, Acytosteliales, Acytosteliaceae. The record is from RefSeq and is a predicted model, not a curated record. The coding region runs from base 1 to 405 and encodes 134 amino acids. Gene Ontology annotation, cellular component: nucleus; RNA polymerase II, core complex; RNA polymerase I complex. Gene Ontology annotation, molecular function: DNA-directed RNA polymerase activity; DNA binding.
AUGGGCGAUUACGAACCAGAGGGAGGAUAUGAUGGAGGCGAUGAUGAGGGAUUCGAGGAUGAGGAAUACGAGGAGUAUGUCGAGGAGGCAGCUGAUACUACACAAUACACAGAUAUAGUCGAUCCUAAUGCACAGCAGGAUGGAGGCGAGUUGGGCAAGGUCCCCUCGCAUCUUAGAAAGACGACACGAUACAUGACAAAGUAUGAGAGAGCAAGAUUGCUAGGCUCACGCGCACUACAAAUCAGUAUGAAUGCACCUAUCAUGGUCGAGCUCGAGGGUGAGACCGAUCCCCUACAGAUCGCAUGGAAAGAGUUGAGAGCAAAGAAGAUUCCACUCAUCAUUAGAAGGUUUUUGCCCAAUGGAGGUUAUGAAGACUGGUCUGUAGAUGAGUUGAUUGUAGCUUAA